Messenger RNA from Acaulospora colombiana, 1464 nucleotides. The record is from the annotation of a GenBank genome assembly. Lineage: Eukaryota; Fungi; Glomeromycota; Glomeromycetes; Diversisporales; Acaulosporaceae.
AUGAGUGGUGUUGGAUACAUAGGAUCCAAGAUCAGUUUGAUUUCACGGAGCGACAUAAGAUAUGUGGGAAUCCUGCAUAGUAUCAAUUCUGCCGACUCGACUGUAGCGCUUGAGCAAGGUCGUCGUGGCAAUCCGGCUGACGAAAUUCCUCCAUCCGACAAUGUCUUUGAAUAUAUAGUUUUUCGUGGUUCGGAUGUGAAAGAUUUGCACGUAUGCGAGACCCCGGCUCAACAACAGUCUAUGGCACCUCAAGUUCCUAAUGAUCCUGCAAUUCUUGGGACCACUGCUCCGCGGCCACCAAAUUUCCAAGGAUUCGCUCCCCCACCGCCGCUAGGGGUACAACCUCCACCUAAUUUUGCAGGUGCUGCCCUGAACCCCUUCUAUCUCCAACAGAUGGCAGCCGUCCCAUUCCAACAGCAGCAACAAUAUUGGCAGCCUCCGGUUCCCCAACAGCAGCAUAACAACCUCAAUGAGAACACUGCCAAAGAAGCUGAACAGCCCAAGUCACAACAACAGAAAGAGCAUGGUACACCAGACAAGGUUGAAGACCACAAAACGGACAAGCAAGCCUCAACGCUCAAAUUCUCCAAGAUGGGAACUGGCUCCAGGUCCUCUGCGCAAUCAACUAACACAAGAAAUGAUGCGGUCGUGGACACGCCGACAACGGCCGUGGACGUAGAAAACUUGACCAAAAAAGUCGGUGAAUUAAGUGUAACCCCAAAGGAAACUAACGGAGAGAGACAAACUGCGAGCAAUAACCGUUCCACCCUCAGUAGUAGUAAUCGGCUUCCUGGGAUGGGUGGUCACUUGGUUCAACCAAAUCGUAGAGGUCGUGGGAGCCGAAGAAGCUAUAGUCAAAAUUAUGAUCGCAGCCGAAUUACUGUUCCGCAAUCAGAUUUUGAUUUCGAAUUGUCGAAUGCAAAGUUCAAUAAGGAUGAACUUGUCAAGGAAGUUGUAAAGAAAAUAGUUCCUAAUCAUGAGGUUAAAGAGGAGAAUGAAGUUUAUGGUAUUGUACCUGGACCGGAAGAGGAGGAAGAAGAUAUCUUGAUACCCCCUUCUGAAAGCUAUUAUGAUAAGGCCAAAUCUUUCUUUGAUAAUAUUUCCUGCGAGACCAAAGAACGAUUAGAGCAACAAGGGCCUGAUGGCCGGGAUAUUAAUGGUCUCACUCAUUCUUGCUGUGUAGUCGCGUUCUAUCCGUGGCUGAACGAAGACAGAAGCAGUCUGAGGAAAGGCGUCUCAACCUCGAAACUUUUGGACAAGUUUCUAUUGAUGGUGGAAGGUACCGCGGAGGCGGUCGUCGUGGAUAUCGAGGUGGUGGUGGUAGAGGGUACCGUGGCAGUCGUGGUAAUGGUGGCUAUCGUGCGGGGUACUCCAACAACUACCGGGGGAAUAACUAUAGGGUAUGGAUUUUCGCCAAUUGAUGCCAAAAAUGGUUUUCCUCCUUUCAAACGUAAUGCGACUUAA